This is a messenger RNA of Paramecium sonneborni, 402 nucleotides long. Lineage: Eukaryota; Ciliophora; Oligohymenophorea; Peniculida; Parameciidae. The record is from the annotation of a GenBank genome assembly.
GGAAAGUGUAUCCACCAGAAGUACCUCAUAGGAUUACGAAUAUAACAAUUAACUUAGUUAAGCUCAUUAAUUACCCUAUUAGAAUACCUAUACAUCUGCUAUUAUAGUGUAGAAUUAGGUAUUUAUAUUAGACAAUUUACACACCCAAGUAAAUCAAAUUCCAAUACAGUCUAGAUGAUCAAAUUGUCUGCUAAAGGGAGUAAUCCAGAAGAAGAUUAAAUGGAUAAAUUAGAGUAAAUACUCAUUCAACUCAAAGUACCAUACAAAAUUAACAAUGAAAUCAGGACUUUCGCUUUAGAUGAUUCUCAUUAUAAACAAUCGUAAGAUAAAAUCUAAGAGUUAUUCUUCAAGCCACAUAAAGAUGGAGAGUCACUGCUUUAAAUUUUACUUUCUGAAGAUUGA